CCACAAAUACUUUGUGGUCAAAGAAAGAAAACAAAGCAGCAACAGCAAGCAGAUAAGAAAAAUUAUAAACAGAGGAAAAUUAAAGCAGAUCUUGUCGAAUAGAAGUGAAAGAAAAGGUAAAGGACAUUACCGAAGAGUUAUUACAUCGAAGGAAAUGAUUAAAGGAGUAGCGGGAAAUCAGCAAUUAGAGUUACCAGCUGGAUUCAGAUUUCAUCCAACAGAUGAUGAAUUGGUGCAACAUUAUUUAUGCAGGAAAUGUGCUGGACAGUCGAUUUCUAUUUCAAUUAUAGCUGAAAUUGAUCUUUACAAGUUUGAUCCAUGGCAAUUACCUGAGAAGGCAAUGUAUGGUGAAAAAGAAUGGUAUUUUUUCUCACCAAGAGACAGAAAAUACCCAAACGGUUCAAGGCCAAACAGAGCAGCAGGAACCGGUUACUGGAAGGCAACUGGAGCUGAUAAACCUGUUGGAAAACCAAAGACAUUAGGGAUUAAAAAGGCACUUGUUUUCUAUUCUGGAAAAGCACCUAAAGGAAUAAAGACCAAUUGGAUUAUGCAUGAAUAUCGACUUGCUAAUGUGGAUAGGUCUGCUGGCAAGAACAAUAACUUGAGGCUUGAUGAUUGGGUAUUGUGUCGAAUAUACAACAAGAAGGGCACACUUGAGAAGCAUUACAAUGUGGACAAGGAGAGUGCGAGUUUUGGGGAAUUUGAGGAAGACAUAAAACCAAAAAUUUUACACUUUGCACAAAGUGAUGAGAUGGUCACACAAUUAGCACCGGCGCCGAUGCCGCCACGGCCACAAAUGAUGCCGCCAAGUGACUACUAUCAUUUCGAAACGUCCGAAUCUAUGACUAGAAUGCAUACGACUAACUCGAGCUCUGGCUCAGAGCAUGUCUUGUCGUCAUGUGAUAAGGAGGUUCAGAGUGCACCCAAAUGGAACGGCUUCGGAAACACCCAUGAUUUCCAGCUAAAUUAUUUGGAUGAUUUACUAAAUGACCCUUUUGAACCCCAAGUGCAACAACAAAAUUGCAACAUUGACCAGUUCAGUAAUUUCCAGGACAUGUUCCUAUACAUGCAAAAACCCUACUAAAAUUGUAUAAAUCAUUGGAUCUAAUAGAUUGUGAUCCAUGACUUUUUCUUAGUUCUUUGGUUGUGGGUCAACUUUUUAUUAGGUUAGAUAAGCACAAAAUGCAAGUCAAAUUUGGUGGGCUAUAGCUCAAAUGAGCUUUGAUAAGCAUAGCCAAUAAGCCAAAGGACAAUAUAGAAGGCUUAUGCCACUAAGGUACAUGUAAAACAAAUGAAAAUUUGUUAAUAUCAAGUUGUCAUUCUUCAAAUCUCAGUGAGUACGAUUUUUCUGUACAAGUUUGAAAAGAAAAAAGAGUAAUAUUAGCGGAAUUCUUUUUUUACUA
This is a messenger RNA of Lycium barbarum (goji berry), 1403 nucleotides long. RefSeq names its product NAC domain-containing protein 2-like. Gene Ontology annotation, biological process: regulation of DNA-templated transcription. Gene Ontology annotation, molecular function: DNA binding. The transcript has 3 exons. Lineage: Eukaryota; Viridiplantae; Streptophyta; Magnoliopsida; Solanales; Solanaceae. The record is from RefSeq and is a predicted model, not a curated record. Bases 155 to 1084 code for a protein of 309 amino acids.